Messenger RNA from Arabis nemorensis, 1374 nucleotides. NCBI's taxonomy places the organism in Eukaryota, Viridiplantae, Streptophyta, Magnoliopsida, Brassicales, Brassicaceae. The record is from the annotation of a GenBank genome assembly.
AUGGAGUCUAGUAGUAUACUCGAUUCUCUUGGAGUUGAGAUAAUCGGCGUAAUGGCUCCAGUCUCCAUCUGCAUGUUCCUCGUCGUUCUUCUCACCUACUCUCUCUCUGUAACCUCUGACACUCAGAUCCGUACUGCCGCUAAUCUCAUCUAUAUCGAGAAUCCCUCUGAUUCCGCCACCGUCAAGCUCGAAGGUAGCCUCGAAAACGCCAUCGUCUUCGUCGUCCUCGUUGCAGCCGUCACUUUCAUCCUUGUACUCCUCUUCUACUACAACUUCACCAAUUUCCUCAAGCAUUACAUGCGUUUCUCCGCUUUCUUCGUCUUGGGUACAAUGGGAGGCGCAAUUUUCUUGUCGAUUAUCCAGCAUUUCUCAGUCCCUGUUGAUUCCAUCACCUGUUUCAUAUUGCUUUUCAAUUUCACGAUUCUGGGUACUUUAUCUGUGUUUUCUGGUGGUAUGCCGAUUUUGCUGAGACAGUGUUAUAUGGUUGUUAUGGGGAUAGUUGUUGCAGCUUGGUUCACUAAAUUGCCUGAAUGGACUACAUGGUUUAUCUUGGUGGCUCUAGCUUUGUAUGAUUUGGUUGCUGUUUUGGCUCCUGGUGGUCCACUUAAGCUCUUGGUCGAGCUUGCUUCGACCCGCGAUGAAGAACUUCCUGCCAUGGUUUAUGAAGCUAGACCGACUGUCUCAAGCUACCAAGGGAGAAACCGUGGCUCGAGUUUAAGGGCUUUAGUUGGUGGUGGUGGUGGGGUUUCAGAUUCUGGUUCAGUAGAGCUGCAAGCAGUUCGGAAUCAUGAUGCAAAUCAACACGGAAGGGAAAACCCUCAUAACUUGGAUUAUAAUGCUGUUGCAGUGAGGGAUAUAGACAAUGUAGAUGGUAAUGCUAACGGAAACAGAGAUAGUGUUGAUAGGUCACCUCUGGUUGGAAAUCCCAGGGAAGGACACUUUGCAUCUUCCAUAUCCUCUGAGCAUUCAACCGCAGUUGGAAUAAGAGAAAGCAGAGAAACUGUUGCAGAUGAAGAAAUGUCUCCUCUGGUUGAGUUGAUGGGCUGGGGAGAUAUCGAGGAAGAACCAAGAGGUUUUGAGGAAUCGGAUAACGUCGAGAAUUUAAAGAGAGGCAUCAAACUAGGUCUUGGAGACUUUAUAUUCUACAGUGUUCUUGUUGGUAGGGCAGCAAUGUAUGAUCUGAUGACAGUAUAUGCCUGUUACCUUGCGAUCAUCUCGGGACUUGGGUGCACUCUUAUUUUGUUGUCCGUGUACAACCGAGCUCUGCCAGCUCUUCCCAUAUCCAUCAUGUUGGGUGUUGUCUUCUACUUCUUGACGCGGUUACUGAUGGAGCCGUUUGUUGUCGGGAUGACAACAAACUUGAUGAUGUUCUGA